AUGCCGAAUAAAAUUGAUUGUGCUGGUUGCCGCAACCCAAUUGUGGCAAAAAAACAUCUUCAAUGCUGUAGGUGUCAACAGCCUUACGACCUUCAAUGUGCAAACAUUAAAUUAAACCAAUUUAAUAGCAUGGCAGAAGAUCAAAGGGCUAAAUGGAAAUGUGUGGUAUGUAUUAGUAAACAGCCGAAAACCGAUAACACAGAUACCCCGGCACGUGUGGGCGUAGAAGGGGUCAAUAGAAAUAGAGGUUCAGCAGCGGUGAGUCUUCAGGACUUAUUAGAAGACGAUAGAGCGCAGAGUGUAACUAUGCCAGCAAAAGAUCUACAACUGCUUAUAAUGGAGGUACGUCAAUUCAAAGAAGAAGUGAGAGCCAUAUGUCUCCAAAUGGAAUUACUGAAUGGCACUUUGGCUGCUCUGGCGCUCAGAAAUGAUGAAUCUGAUAAGAAAAUUGAAAAGCUAGAAGUCCAUGUGGAUCUUCUGGAAGAUUGUCAUGCUGAUAGUAUGAAUAUUUUAUCAAGACAUUUUUUUAAAUCAACACAACACGUGUCAUCUAUACGAGCGCCUAGCUAA
Parnassius apollo (apollo) is the source of this 570-nucleotide messenger RNA. Lineage: Eukaryota; Metazoa; Arthropoda; Insecta; Lepidoptera; Papilionidae. The record is from the annotation of a GenBank genome assembly.